Messenger RNA from Gadus chalcogrammus (walleye pollock), 1051 nucleotides. RefSeq lists its product as uncharacterized. The transcript is spliced from 2 exons. Bases 2 to 1051 code for a protein of 349 amino acids. NCBI's taxonomy places the organism in Eukaryota, Metazoa, Chordata, Actinopteri, Gadiformes, Gadidae. The record is from RefSeq and is a predicted model, not a curated record.
AAUGGUGAAAGCGAAGGAUUUAGGCAUUUUGAAAAAGCAUUCAGCAGAUCAUCCAUUGCUCAAGCGCUUUGCCGACUACCUAAAGAAUGAUUACGAAAAUGCAAAGUACCAACAGGAGGUUGACACUGUUUCCCGGUACCUGUAUUUUGCUGAUCCUACGGAACCAUCUUUGAAGUUUGUCAAUGACAGAGAGAAGCUCAGAGACUUCCUGGGUCAACAGGCUAAGGCAGGGUAUAAGGCACAAACAUCAGGAAAUUACAUCAAGUGCUUGAAAAGGUUCUUGGAGUUCCACUUGACAAGGACCGGCUUGAGACAGGAUGACAGGGAGCUCUACAAGCAGUGCACGUUAUAUUUGAGUUUUUUAACUUCUUCACAGAGUGUCCUCUCUAAGCAAGCGAGCAAAGAAAUUGUGCAAAAGAGGCAUGCCUUGUUGUUUGACAAAAGUCAACCCACACCUCGUGAAUGCUUGGCUGUUCUUGAUAAAGGUGAAGGUGACUUAGUGAAAAUCAUGAAUCAACUUGAUGACAGUUCUUCUUCCUCCCUGAGUAGGACUGAGUGCAUAUUUGUGCUAUACUAUCUUGAGGCAAUUGUCAUACUAAGACACUGCCAACGGCCAUGUGUGGUGCAGAGCAUGAAGGUCAAGGAAUGGCUUGAACGGAAACACGCAGAUGAUGAUUCAAUCGUUUUUGUAAAGGACCACAAGACGGCUGCACAUUUUGUGGUCUCAAUUGUCCUGUCCAAGAAGGAGGAGGCGUGGUUUGAGAAAUAUUACAACAAAGUGCGGCCACAGCUCCUUGCUGGCGAAAGGAAACGUAAGCGAGAUGAGCAGGAUGAAAAGGAUGGAGAUGAUUUUUUCUUUGUGUCCUCCCGCGGUAAGCCAAUUUACAAUGCAGCUGGUGAUCUGAUAAAGCUCCAGCAAAAGUGCAACGUCCCCCAGGUGAGCAGCCAGGUUGUACGGAGGGUAUUUGAGACAGCAGCUAACCGCCUGGAUGACCCUCAGAAGAAAGCAGUUUUGACUACCUGGGAUGAGGACUCCAAAAUCGUACCAUGA